GCAGAAGACACUGCUGUCUGGCUGUCUGCUACAAGAGCUGUCUGCUAGACUCAUUCUUUAGAACUGUGUGUGUGGCUGUGUGCACUGUGCAACGAGAGAAAGUUAUUUUUUAAAAUUUUGGGAAACUACAAAAAUGUCUAAUUGUGCUUUUGUAUCUCGUGUUUUCCUAAUUCCCUUUGCUGGAUUAAAAAAAGGAAAAGUUCUAGUUGAGCACAUUAGACUCACCUCAUCAAUUACGAAACGAAAUUUAUAUCAGAUUCCCACCGGCUUAUUGCAUCAACUGACAGUGCUACCCACCAAUAAUGCCUGCCUUUCACUGAGAGCUUUAAAACAUACUUCUAAAUUUUCAAGGGGAAAAGGAGAGAAAGCUGCCGAUGAAGAUGAGGAAGAUGAUGAAGAUACAUCAUCAACAGAUAUUUCAGCACUGGAUUCAGAUAUUCUUUCUGAUGUGGAUGACAAAGAUAUAAAAAUAGUAAAGAAGAAACUGAAUUCGUUGAGACUGGACACCCUUCUUAAAGCAGGGCUUGGGAUUGCCAAGAAUAAAAUAGAUACUGCCUUCUAUGAGAGUAAAAUUAGAGUGAAUGGAGAUAAACUACUGAAGAAAAGCAAACGAUUGGAAAUUGGAGAUGAAGUUGACUUGAUUAAAGGGCCUAAUGUGAUGAAUCCUGCGUUUCUAGACGUGGGACGAGUUAUAAUACUAAAAGCGGAUUACACUCCUGACUUGGAAAAGGUCUUAGUUUUGCUGAAGAGAUACCGAUCGCUUACAAUUGAAAAUUACGCCAAUCCUUAUAAAUCAGGCGCUGAAUAACGUGAGUUGAUAUUGUAUUUAAUAUAGAUCCAAUAAAUGUAAUCAGAUUAUUCAAAA
Messenger RNA from Daphnia pulex (common water flea), 865 nucleotides. RefSeq names its product mitochondrial transcription rescue factor 1-like. The coding region runs from base 134 to 808 and encodes 224 amino acids. Lineage: Eukaryota; Metazoa; Arthropoda; Branchiopoda; Diplostraca; Daphniidae. The transcript is spliced from 4 exons. The record is from RefSeq and is a predicted model, not a curated record.